UGUGCGUGGUGGAGGUUAUGUUGGUGUGUGUGAAAAAGUGACAAGAGACUUGCAAAAGCCAACGUCGAGGUUGGAAAAUAAAUUGCACAAUUUGUGUGGGAAAAAGAAGAGAACUCGGGAAAAUAGCCCCAUAGAGACUUCCUUGGUGUGCCCAAGUGUUUGCCAACGGUGCACAAGAGCAUUGAGCGUUGCGGCAAAGUGGGAAAAAAGUGGGUGCAAAAAAGGUCCGUGAGUGUGGUGUGAAAAAAUGUUGCCAUUUUUGUCGCCCGUCGUGAAGCGACUUCUCGUUUGGAAGAAGGGAAAUGAGAAUUCCGAUGAGAUGAAAUGGGCCGAGAAGGCUGUAAAGAGUCUCGUGAAGAAGCUGAAGAAGUCCGAGGCGCUUGAGGAGCUGGAGAAGGCCAUCUCGACACAGAACUGCAACACCAGAUGUAUCACAAUUCAGAGAAGCCGACCAUUGAAUGGAGAGAAUGGAAUUACGCCGCGCAAGGGAUUACCUCAUGUAAUCUACUGCAGACUAUGGCGCUGGCCGGAUUUGCAGAGUCAGAAUGAAUUGAGACCAUUGGAGCAUUGUGAAUAUGCGUAUCACCUGAAGAAGGAUGAAGUUUGCAUAAAUCCCUAUCACUAUACAAAAGUGGAGACACUGUCGAUUUUGGUGCCUAAAUCUCUGCCCAAUACCGGAGUGGAUUCCGUGUGUCAGUACCCAUUGGAUGAUCUCAGUAACACCGUUCCUCACAAUAUACAAUUUACGAAUGCAUUGAGGUGAGGCGGGAUGCUGUUGAUUGAAAAAAAAAAUGCGUCAUAUAUGGACGCUACACUCGGGCAACAGAUUCCUGGCAAUACGAUGAUUGAUUCAACGAGCUUGAGCGUGGGUAGUGUUGGGAGUAUUCCCAAUACGGAGACACCGCCCCCUGGCUAUAUGUCUGAAGAUGGUGACCCCAUGGAUCAAAAUGAUAAUAUGAGUCUAUCGAGAAUAACUCCAAGUCCACCACUUGAUGCUCAACCCGUACUGUAUCAUGAACCAGCUUUCUGGUGCUCCAUCAGCUACUAUGAGCUCAAUACGAGGGUCGGAGAGACUUUUCAUGCGUCCCAACCGUCAAUAACAGUCGAUGGAUUUACAGAUCCAUCAAAUUCAGAGAGAUUUUGUCUGGGCUUACUCUCAAAUGUUAAUCGCAAUGAAGUGGUGGAACAAACGAGGAGACACAUUGGCAAAGGGGUUCGCCUCUACUACAUUGGGGGUGAGGUAUUUGCUGAAUGCUUAAGUGACUCAAGUAUCUUUGUACAGAGCCCAAAUUGCAAUCAACGAUACGGCUGGCAUCCGGCGACUGUUUGCAAAAUCCCACCAGGUUGCAAUUUAAAAAUUUUCAACAAUCAGGAAUUUGCAUCCCUUCUCUCGCAGUCAGUGUCACAGGGUUUUGAGGCAGUUUAUCAGCUUACACGAAUGUGCACAAUUAGGAUGUCCUUUGUGAAAGGAUGGGGUGCUGAAUAUAGGAGACAAACUGUGACAUCAACACCAUGUUGGAUUGAAUUGCAUUUGAAUGGACCACUCCAGUGGCUCGAUCGUGUUCUCACACAAAUGGGCUCUCCACGAAUGCCAUGCAGUUCAAUGUCCUAAAGAGGAUGUUUGUUCUUUUCUUUUAAUUUAACUUCAGGAUGAUUUUCCUUCCAAAUGAAAGAAAAAUGGAAAAGAGGAAUGCGUGUGAGUAAAUACUAUAUAAUAUAUAUAUAUUAAAAAAAAAACCUUUUACUACCUACUUUUACCACUAUUAAUCAACCAAAUGACGAGAUAUAAUAUUGGGUGGGUGUAUGAGAAAUAUAAAUUGAUAAAAGAAAGAAAUAUACCAUUGAAGAGAAAGCACAAUAUUGAAAGAAAUUUUUUCUAUAAAAAAAAAACUUGCAAAAAAGUAACAAAAAAAAUGAUAAAAAAUAUAUCUUUAAAACAAAAUAAAAUAUCUUAAGUUGUGUAUACAUUAAUAAUGUUAAGAUAUUCAAAGAAAAGUUAUAGAGACAGAGAUCCUUACAAAAAAAAAGUAUAUAUAUCAACGAUAGAAUAUAUUUGGGGGAAUUUAAAGAAUUAAAUAAAAAUAAGAAUAAAAAUAUGCGGGAAAAUAAAAAAACAAAACAAAACAUUAACACGAUGACGUAGGAGAACAACUCAAUUUACCUCUAAACAACAACAACAAAAAAUGAAACACAACAAAUUGAAAAACGAGAUACACAAAAAAGAAAUAUUGCAAAAAAUAAAAAUAAAUAAAUAAAUAGAAGAAAAAAGCUUGAGUAAGUUUGCCCAAAAAUAAAAGGAACUUGAAAAGAUUAAGACAAAAACAAAUUAUAUUCUAUAUUACAUGUAAUACUUCAUAUAUAUAUUAUAUAUAUUUAAUGAAGAGAAUAUAGAAUUGAUUGAAAGUCAGAAGUAGUGUUGCACGUAAAAAAAAAACAAACAGUGUAGCAUGUCCCAUUUUUAUCUGUGUGCUCUGUAUGAAUGAAUUUUAAUGUGAGAUAAAAAAAACAAGAUUUUAUGAAAUGAAAAAAUAAAUAAAAUCUUGUCACAAAAUAUUUGUAUAAAAGAGUGUAAUGAGAAGAGUUUGAAAGAUGAAUAAUUUUCUAUUUGAACUAAAAUACAUUUUACAUGAUGGAUGCCAAGCAAAAGAAUAAAAUUCUAAAGGCAAAACUCUAAAAAAAACGUGUACCCAAUGAAACUCUUACGCGAUACCUGUUUAAAAAAAAAUGAAAAAGAGCAAAGGUUUGAUGAAGAAAAAAAAAUCCCUUGAAAAUGUCUCCUGAGCGUCUCAUACUCUGAUGAGACGUUCUUGUAUUAACUACUGUUGACCUGCAUCGCUACAACAAGACAAAAAAAACCAACACAAAAAGAGAAAUUAAGAUGAAAAAAAAUGUGUAUCUGUGUAUAAAAGCAAAUAAUGAGUAAAUUAAAAAAAAAGAAAAAUAUUUUAAUAAAUCUAAGAAAUAAGCCAAUAGAAUUUUAACGUGAGAUUUUUUCAUUAAAGAAUGUGUGUGUCAACUGCAAAAAAAAGAAUAUUCUUCUCAUUACACUUCCUAUCUUACAUCCUUAUCCUUAUAAAAUGAAAAAAGAAAACAAACAAAAAAAAUACUAAUCAUUAGAAAUAUUUGGAGUGGAAAAAAAUGAAAUAUUUUGUGUGUUGAAAUUAUAACUCUAUUAUAUAUUUAGAAAACGCACUGGAAUAUAUAAUUAGAAAGAGUCUUUUUUGAAGAUGAAGAAAAAAUUAUGAUGAAAUGGUAAAAAAAAUAUCUUAUAGAGUUCAUUUUGAUGUAAUUUCAUCUAUUUUUCACACAAAAGAAAACUUUAAAAGAAGUUUAAACUCUAAAGACGAGCUCAAUGUGAUUUUUGUCUUGAUAAAGAUUGAAUUAUUUUUUAAUGACACCAUUUACAUUAAUUUAAGAUCAAUGGCGCAAUAGCUAGAGGAAUGUACUAGCAUUGAAGAGGUCGCCGGUUCGAAUACAGAACCCGGCAAUUUUGCUCCACUUCGUUUCGAUAAAUUUUAUUUCAGUUAUUUUAUUAAUCCUGCCGCCAAAUUUUAAAAGACGGAAUUCCACAAAUGGAGGAAGAAUUAAUAGCAGAAGCUAUUACAACUGUUAAUAAAAAAAAUGUGUCGGAAGAGAAAUCUAAGGCAGAUACUCCAAUCAAAUAGCAAGGAAGUCUACAAAAAUAAAUUACAUUAGCGUAUAAAAUUCAGCUCAGAUUCAUACGAUUAAUUCUAGGGUGUGCUGUGUCCAACAAAUUUAUCAGAUUUUUCAGGAAUUUAUGGGUAAAAGUUCUAUUUUUUGCAUUAAUUUUCGUUAAAUUACGGAAGCUUGUUUUUAGCGCUAGAGGGCCGUACUAAUAGUGCUGCCAUCUAUUGAUUACUAUAAAAGGGAACAAAUAAGAGAAAAGUUUCUAGCAAAGAUUCAAUUGCAAAACUGCAUUGAUUAUUAAAUCUCUUUAAACAGCUUAAGAUGAAAUAGAUUUUUUGAUUCAUUAAAAAGAAUUUCAAUUAAGUCACAUUGAGUUCUGCUCUUGAUUGUAUUUCAAUGAUAAUGUCUUGUAAUAUUUGUGUAUAAAAAAAAAAUAGAGGUAAAUAAUUGUUUUUAAUAUCCAUUUUUGUCUUUUUAAAUUUAAUGAAAAAAAAAGUGACAAAAGCCAUAAAUAUUAUCUAAUAUUAAGUUUAUAUUUCAACAACAAAUAUUGAUUUUUAUUAGUGUCUUUUUUCUUUUUAAAAAUAAUGUUUUUUAUACAUUUUUUUUUGCUUUAACUAUGAGAUAAACAAAAAUUGAAGAUGAAUUUUUAUUUCAUGCAGAAAAAAAAAUUACAACACACUGUGAAUAAGAAAAGAAUUAAAAAAAAACAUUGUGGGACGAAAGUAACUGAUAAAAUUAAUGAAAAAAAAAAGAUAAGUUAGUGUUUUGGCAAAUGAUGUGUUUUAAUAAAAAAAAGGAGGAAAGUAUAAAAAAUUAUUAAGAAAUUGAGGGAAAAAGCUGGUAAAACUGGCUCAAAAAAAAUUAAAUCAAAAUUUUGUUAAAAAGUUUAUUAUUUUCAAAAAUUGGUUAUUUUUUUUAAAUAAAUUCAUCUAAUUGACUGUGCGAAUGUUGGGCAGGUAAUAGAGGAUAAAAUGAAAUUCUUAGAGCCGUGUCGAGUGAGGGAGAGUGAAAAGUACAAAAAAAACGGUUUUGCUUUUUAUCUAAAAAAAAAGAAAAUUAACUAAAACAAUUUUUUUGGUAAAAAUUUAUUUGGAAAGCACAAAUAUUUUUCAAAUUUGAUGGAAAAAGAGAAAUACAAAUUUCUGACGUAGAAAUUUCCUAUGGAAAUUGUUGACAAAAUGUUGCUAUUUGUAUACGAAAAAAAAACGGAAGCUAAGAGGAGUUUAAAAGUGAUGUGAAUUAGAAGAUGUGGGAAGAAAAAAAAAGAUGAAAAAGAAUUUUAAAGAGAGCAAUAAAUAAUUUUUUUGUAGAAAUAAAUGAGAGAAAUGAUUGACAGCAAGAAAAGUGAUAAAAUAAAAAUUGUUUCAAAAAGAAUUUGAGAUGGCAAAAAAUGGUAGCAAAAUGCAGUACAAAGUGCUGCAAGAAUUCAUCUUCAAAUUUAAUUUUAUAUUAUAUUUUUUUCAUUAUAUUUGAAAAAGGAUUUUUUUUAUUGUGAAAACAAAGAAUAUAUAACUAUUAAUAUAAAAAUAAGAAAAUGUUGCAAAAAUGCCUUUUUUAUUUCUUAUUUUUUCAAAGACAUUCAAGCGUUUCUUUUUUAUUUUUUUUGAAUUGCAUAGAGAUUAUUAAAAAAAAAUGAAUAACUUUUAGCCAACAACUUCCUAACAAAAUAUAUAAAAGGUAAACAAGAAAAAGAAAACGUAAUGCUGCCACAAAAUAGACCAGAAAAUUACAUUUAAAAGAAAAAAAUUUAAAAUAUUUUUAAAAGAAAAACCUUGCUGAGGAAUCUUUACCCCGAAAUUAAAAAAAAUAAAUAAAACAUUGUAAAGAAAUGAUUUUUUACAGAGAAUAGUGGAGUAAAAGAAUGAGCAAUAGAAAUGAAAUUUUGGUAAAAAUGAAAGAAAGAAAAAAGAGGAAACACAAUUUUUACCCAGAGAAAGAACAUUCAGUUACAGCAAAUGUAAAAAAGGAAAAAAUUUAUUAAUUCUGUCAUGUAUUUUAUAAGAAUUCAUUGCAUAUUAAUAAAUAAAUCCUUAAAAGUA
Messenger RNA from Lutzomyia longipalpis, 5690 nucleotides. RefSeq names its product mothers against decapentaplegic homolog 3 (gene Smox). NCBI's taxonomy places the organism in Eukaryota, Metazoa, Arthropoda, Insecta, Diptera, Psychodidae. Gene Ontology annotation, molecular function: RNA polymerase II cis-regulatory region sequence-specific DNA binding; I-SMAD binding; DNA-binding transcription factor activity, RNA polymerase II-specific. Gene Ontology annotation, cellular component: heteromeric SMAD protein complex. The record is from RefSeq and is a predicted model, not a curated record. Gene Ontology annotation, biological process: cell differentiation; BMP signaling pathway; anatomical structure morphogenesis. The transcript has 7 exons.